Coffea eugenioides is the source of this 3708-nucleotide messenger RNA. RefSeq names its product FT-interacting protein 7-like. The transcript is spliced from 2 exons. Bases 249 to 3263 code for a protein of 1004 amino acids. NCBI's taxonomy places the organism in Eukaryota, Viridiplantae, Streptophyta, Magnoliopsida, Gentianales, Rubiaceae. The record is from RefSeq and is a predicted model, not a curated record.
CUUCAAAUAGUGUAAUACAGCCCACAAGACUACCAAUAUUUGUUGAUAUAUAUAUUAUAUUCAUCUGCUUCUCUUCAUAUAUUUAGAGAAGGAGAAGCCCAACUAGAAAGAAAAAAGAAGGGAGCUGUUCGGCACAAAUUCUAAAGCCUUAUCAAGCAGGGGGAUUCACUUUGACUACUCUCACCAGAAGAUUCCAAGUUUUUGCAUUAUUCUCCAUCACUGUUGCAAAUUUAUUGUUUUAGAACUCAAUGAGCAAUCUCAAGCUUGGUGUCGAAGUUGUGAGUGCACACAACCUCUUAGCUAAAGAUGGCCAGGGCUCAUCUAGUGCCUUUGUAGAGCUCAAGUUUGAUGGUCAGAAAUUUCGUACGACUGUCAAAGAAAAUGAUCUCAACCCUUAUUGGAAUGAGACCUUCUACUUCACCAUAUCAAAUCCAGAUGAACUGCUGAACCACACUCUUGAAGUCCAUGUCUACAACAACAAUAAGAAUGGCCUAUCCAAAUCCUGUCUUGGCAAGGUACGAAUCAGUGGUACAGCAUUUGUACCCUAUUCUGAUGCUGUUGUCUUCCAUUACCCACUGGAAAAAGUGUCCAUUUUCUCACGUUCUAGGGGCGAGCUUGGCCUCAAAGUUUUUAGUACAGAUGACCCUUAUAUAAGGUCCUCCAACCCACUUCCUGCAAUGGAUUCUUCUUCAUACACAAAGUCACGUUCAACACAAGCCCAAGCUCCAGAAACACAAGCUGAGGGGUUGAUUCCCGAGACAAAGUCAAAUGGGAAAAAGGGUUCACGACGCACCUUUCACCACUUGCCAAAUGCAAAUUAUCAGCAGCAGCUUGAUUCUUCCAUUGCUGCAUCCCAGCAACCAAUUAACUAUGGGGUUGAACAGCUUAGACCUGAGCUUAACGCAGCACGUAUGGUUCGCACGUUCUCAAAUUUGUUUUCACAACCAGUUGAAUAUGCACUUAAAGAAACAAGCCCUGUCCUCGGAGGAGGACAAGUUGUUCAGGGUCGGGUUAUACGAGCUGACAAGCCAGCCAGCAUUUAUGAUCUUGUCGAGCCCAUGCAGUUUCUAUUUGUACGAGUUGUGAAAGCACGUGACCUUCCUUCCAAGGAUGUUACAGGAAGCCUCGACCCUUAUGUUGAAGUAAGAGUAGGGAACUAUAGAGGAGUCACAAGUCACUUUGAGAAAAGGCAAAAUCCAGAGUGGAAUGCAGUGUUUGCCUUUGCAAAGGAUAGGAUACAGUCAUCUUUUGUGGAAGUUGUAGUCAAGGACAAGGACAUGUUAAAAGAUGACUUUGUUGGGAUGAUUCGAUUUGAUCUUCAGGAAGUUCCCAUGCGUGUGCCUCCAGAUAGUCCAUUAGCUCCGGAAUGGUAUCAUCUCGAGUCUAAGAAUGGGGAAAAGAAAAAGGGGGAACUAAUGCUUGCUGUCUGGAUGGGCACACAAGCUGAUGAGGCUUAUCCUGAUGCUUGGCAUUCAGAUGCAGCUGGUCCUGUUGAUUCCUCAGUGUUUUCCUCACUUACCCGCUCGAAAGUCUACCAUUCCCCGAGGUUAUGGUAUGUCCGAGUCAAUGUUAUUGAGGCACAGGACUUGAUUAUAUCUGAGAAGACUCGAUUUCCAGAUGUGUAUGUCAAGGUCCAAGUAGGUAAUCAGGUUCUUAGGACAAAGGCAGUCCAAACUCGAACUAUGAAUGUACUCUGGAAUGAGGAUCUGAUGUUCGUUGCUGCUGAACCCUUAGAAGAUUAUCUAAUUCUUUCAGUUGAAGAUCGUGUUGGUCCCAAUAAGGAAGAUGUCUUUGGAAGGGUCAUUAUACCAUUGAAGACUGUUGAAAGGCGUGCUGAUGACCGUAUUGUCCACUCAAAGUGGUUCAGCCUUCAAAAACCAGGUGCAACUGAUGUGCAUGAGACAAAGAAAGACAAGUUUGCUAGCAGGCUUCACCUUCGUGUCUGCCUUGAUGGAGGGUACCAUGUGCUGGAUGAAUCUACUCACUGCAGCAGCGAUCUUCGGCCUACAGCAAAACAGCUCUGGAAGCCACCUAUUGGUAUCUUAGAAUUAGGAGUUUUAAGUGCCGAUGGCCUACACCCAAUGAAGACAAGAGAUGGAAGGGGUACGUCAGACACGUAUUGUGUGGCUAAAUAUGGGCAUAAGUGGGUUAGAACCCGGACAAUCAUUGACAGCAUGAAUCCCAAGUACAAUGAGCAGUACACAUGGGAAGUUUUUGACCCAUCAACCGUUCUCACAGUUGGUGUUUUUGAUAGCAGUGAUGUUGGUCCAAAUGGUAACAAGGAUGUGAGAAUUGGCAAGGUUCGUAUUCGACUAUCUACCCUUGAAACUGGUCGGGUAUACACACAUUCUUAUCCGUUGCUAGUGCUUCACCCUUCGGGUGUUAAAAAAAUGGGGGAGUUGCAUUUGGCACUACGUUUCUCAUGCACAUCAAUGGCGAACAUGAUGUUUCUUUACAGUAGGCCACCGUUACCAAAGAUGCAUUACGUCAGACCAUUGAAUAUAAUGCAGCAGGAGAUGUUGCGCCACCAAGCUGUCAAUAUAGUGGCAGCUCGGCUAAGCCGAGCUGAGCCCCCUCUAAGAAAGGAAGUAGUGGAGUAUAUGACUGAUGCAGAUUCACACCUUUGGAGCAUGAGACGAAGCAAAGCCAAUUUUUUCCGCUUGAUGUCUGUUUGUAAUGGGUUAUUUGCAGUUGGAAAAUGGUUUGGGGAAGUCUGUAUGUGGAAAAACCCAGUCACUACCUCUCUGGUGCAUGUUCUUUUUGCGAUGCUGAUUUGUUUUCCAGAAUUGAUACUGCCGACAGUGUUUUUGUACAUGUUCGUGAUAGGGAUUUGGAACUACCGCUACCGGCCAAAAUAUCCACCUCACAUGAACACCAGAAUAUCCUAUGCUGAUGCUGUGCAUCCUGAUGAGCUUGAUGAGGAAUUUGACACAUUUCCUACAACUAAAAGUUCAGACCUAGUUAGAAUGAGGUAUGAUCGUUUAAGAAGUGUGGCUGGUCGAAUACAGACUGUGGUGGGUGAUUUGGCCACCCAAGGGGAGCGGAUCCAAGCGCUUCUGAGUUGGCGAGACCCGCGUGCCACUGCCAUUUUCGUGACCUUCUGCCUAGUUGCUGCCAUUGUGCUGUAUGUCACCCCUUUUCAGGCACUGGCUCUCAUGGCUGGAUUUUAUGUGAUGAGGCAUCCCCGGUUCCGCCACAAGUUGCCACCAGUACCAUUGAAUUUCUUCCGUCGAUUGCCAGCCAGGACUGACAGUAUGCUAUAGGUUGCUUGGUGUCGUUGCAGGGGUAAUGUUUAUUAAUCCGUUCUAUACUGCUAGUGGUUUCAGCGCUGUGGUCCAAAAAGUGUACAAAGAUUAAAGAUGUCGGAAAUCGGAACUUGUAUCUUAAGUUAAUUCUGCAACAUCUCAUGCCUUUGAAGAGUGCUGAUGGAGGAAAACAGUUUCAAAACGAGGAGGCAUCUCUGCAGGCCAGUUGCAGAGUUUUUGUUCAACUUGCUCUUGAAUAGCAACAGUAUUACCUAACCAAUGGCCCCUGGAUGAAAAACGAAAGGUGUAUGAGAUUGUUCUGUUAUGUAAAUUAAGAAAUUUCGGACUUGGGAAAGAUUGUAUUCCAUACUUUUGUAUAGUUUGUGUGUCUGUUUUCUUGAGAAACUCUUCUUUACAUGCUGCAAAAUUUUAUUGGUACGCGUUUCGCGGAACUGCUGCUGAA